UGGCGGCGCUGUAUUUGCAAAAUACAUUAUUACCCCUGUAAGAUGGAAACAAGCCAUAAAAAGACCAAGAAGGAGGGGAAAUUUGACACUCAUCGUCCGUAUAAACUAGCUCAUCAGACAUUAUGUGUCCGGGCCAUCAACUUCAGACAGAAAUCUAUUUUUGGAUAUGUGGAACUCACAAUCCACCCACUUCAGACAGACUUGAGACGAAUCAAAAUUAACAGCAAGCAGUGCAAAAUUUUCCAUGUGUCUGCCAAUGACCAAUGGGAGGCCCGCUUUCUGUACAAUGACCCCACUCUGGAGAUUUGUCAGGAAGAUGGCAAACAAAGGAAUCUGGAUUUCUUCCAGAAUUGUCAUCUGAAAUCCAUGCUUGGUGUGGACCCGGACCAAGGAAAUGGGGAGGUCACCAUCAAACUGCCUGUCGAAGUCUUCCCUAUUGUUGCUGAUCUGAGACCAAUAAAACUUUGUAUAGAGUUUGCCCUGGAACAGCCGAAGGGUGGAGUACACUUUGUGGUACCAAAUAUUGAGGGCACGCUGGCAGAGAAAGCUGCACACAUGUUCACAUAUAAACAUGAAAAUUCUUCAAGGCUGUGGUUUCCCUGUAUCGACACGUACUCAGAGCCAUGUACAUGGAAAAUUGAGAUCACAUGUGACCUGAGUAUGACAGCAGUCAGUUGUGGCGAGCUUAUAGAGACCAUCUACACAUCUGACAGGAGGAGCAAGACCUUCCACUACUUCCUGUCAAUGCCAACAGCUGCUCCAAAUAUUGCAAUGGCUGUCGGACCAUUUGAAAUACUAGUGGACCCCAACAUGCACGAGGUGACCCACUUCUGUUUGCCUCAUCUCACGGACCUCCUCAAACAUACCACCAGUUACCUACACGAGGCAUUUGAGUUUUACGAGGAGCUGUUGUCCAGUAGGAACCCCUAUUCCUGUUACAAACAAGUGUUUGUUGAUGAGAGCUACGAAGACUUUAUGCCUUAUGCCACUAUGACCAUAUUCAGCACGAACCUGCUUCAUUCACCACGGAUCAUCGACCAGACAUUAGAGACACGUCGUAUGCUGGCUGCCGCUGUAGCAGAGCAGUUCUUUGGCUGCUUCAUCACAAUGCAGUCCUGUUCUGACAUGUGGAUAACAAGAGGUGUGGCCGGUUACCUGACAAGUGUUUUUGUGAAGAAAACCUUUGGAAACAAUGAGUACAGAUAUCAAAUAAACCGGGACCUGAAGGAGGUGCAGGAAUAUGAGAACCGUGUUGGUGGAAUACUGUUGGAUCCUUCAUCUAAAGACUGUAAUCACCAUUUCUCCAUACGAAACCCUCACACCCUAUCUCCCAAAUACAUAGAGGUCUUCUCCAAGAAAGCCUACCUGGUCACACGCAUGCUUGAAAUCAGGAUUGGAGCUCAGCUUCUCAUACAGGUGUUCAACAAGAUAUUGUCAUUAGCAUACUCCGCCUCACAAAACAAGUUUGUUGCCAACACCUGGAACAAUAUGUGUGUGUCUACGAACUCAUGUCUGAAGCUGAUAUCCACAGUGACAGGGAAAGACAUUCAGCCCUUCUUAGAUCUAUGGGUGACCCAGAGUGGUUGUGCCAGAUUCUUCGGGAAUUCUGUUUUUAACAGAAAGAGGAAUGUUGUGGAACUGGAACUCAAACAGGAUCUUGGGGCAAAGGGUUCACUCAAAUAUGUGGGUCCUCUGACAGUGACUAUACAGGAACUGGAUGGCUCCUUUAACCAUACCUUUAAGAUUGAAGAGAACAAGACCAAGUUUGAUAUCACAUGUCAUUCCAAGAGUAGAAGGAACAAAAAGAAGAAGAUCCCUCUGAUGACAGCAGAGGAGGUAGAUAUGGAUCUUAGCGCCAUGGACGCUGACUCUCCUGUGUUGUGGCUGAGGAUAGACCCAGAUAUGCACCUCCUUAGUCAGGUGACAUGGGAACAGCCAGACUUUAUGUGGCAAUACCAGCUCAAGUUUGAGAGAGAUGUUGUUGCUCAGAAAGAGGCUAUUGUAGCACUAGAGAACUAUCCAACAGCUGCUACCAGGAAAGCUUUGACAGACACGCUAGAGAAUGAACACUGUUUCUAUCGGGUACGAAUGGAGGCGUGUCUUUGUUUAUCUAAAGUAGCUAACUCCAUGGUAAAUAACUGGGUUGGACCUCCUGCUAUGAUAACUAUCUUCCGUAAGCUGUUUGGGUCACACUCCUGUCCAAACAUCGUCAGACAAAAUAACUUCUCCAAACUACAGCAUUACUAUCUCCUAAAGACUAUACCGUUUGCCAUGGCCCACCUCAGGAGCAUUCAGGCCAUCUGUCCUCCGGAUGUUCUCCACUUCAUUCUGGAACUUUUCAAAUACAAUGAUAAUAGCAAAAACAAAUACUCUGAUAACUACUACCGAGCCGCCCUGUUGGAUUCCCUAGCUGCCACCCUGUCUCCUGCCGUCACCAUCAUGACAGGUCUGGGAGAGGGCCCAACAAUGGACAGUCUAACAUCAGAAACCAAACAGAUCCUGGAGGAGAUAACACGCUGCCUCAACUUAGACAAGUUACUUCCCUGUUAUCACCACAUCGUCACUGUCAGCUGUCUGAAAGCUAUACGAAUUCUACAGAAGUUUGGACAUUUACCCAGUGAUGUGUCCCUGUUUAGGAAUUACAUGCAGUAUGGUGUGUUCAGGAAUGUUAGAAUUGCUGCUGUGGAAGCUGUGGUAGACUACAUCAAAACUGAUUGUAAGCCUGAAGAACUACAUAAUCUGAUUGAUGUAAUAGAGACAGAUCCGGAUGUAUAUUUCAGACACAUAGUCAUCAGAAAGCUGGUACAGAAUCCACCAUUCAAACGAGGGGAGCACAGCCAUCUACACACGCAGGCCUUGGUGGAGCGACUGUGGAAACUCAUGAAUAUCGAAUUUUCCCAUGAUUGUCGUCUGAGGUGCGACAUAGCUGACCUCUACUUUACCUUAUAUGGCCGAACACGCCCCACUUGUCUCGGAAUCCCAGAGAGUUUGGUUGUGUUCAAUCUCAAGGAGAAGAAGGCAAAAUUCAAUCCCUCUGUGGUACCUGUGGAAAUGGAGGCAAUGUUUGAGGAAGAUGAAGAGGAAGUGGAUGAUGUGGAAACAGAAAAUAUUGCCAUGGAAGUUGAAGAAGGGGAAAUUCUAGACAUAACAGAAGUAACAACUUCAGGUACUGUAGAGACGGAUGUCCCACAUGGACUGAAGCGAUCAGCUGACUCACCCCUGGACCUGGGACCUCACCCCUCACUGGACGUAAAUCCCACACUGGAAUCGUCUAUCGUAGAGGGCAACACCGUAGAGGCGGGCCAAAGCGAGGACAGUAACACCUCAUUCAAACUUAAAAUCAAGAUUGGUGGUGCCCCUGUGGAUAGUGCCCCUUCUUUCCUACCCUCGGUGAGGGAGGAGAUACGCCCACCUCAUACACCAUCCUCCACUCAGGCCUCCACGUUUACUUCCGAUCUCUUCAAAUUUGUUGGGAUGAAACAGGAGGAGGACUCCAUAUCCAAAAUAUCUGUGUCAUCUAUCCCCCCUCCCCAGACUGGUGGCUCUGUAUCCAUGGAUACGAUAGGUCGUCUUAGUGAGGAUUCCUCAUCUCCCAUCCACUACAGCUCUGAGACAAAAGGGGGGAGCAAACCUCCGAUGUCAUUUGCUGGAUUGCUGCCAGGAUCUCAAACCUCUGGAGGAGAAGUGUCAAUGCAAACUAACCCAGACGAUCCUUCAUCUAGCAAAUCACACAAGUCAAAGAAAAAGAAGAAGAAAAACAAACACAAACAUAAGCAUAAACACAAACAUGAUAAACCAGAACGUGAUCGUGAGUCAUCAGACCGGCCUAAGGAUGCCGGAGGACAUUACAGCUCAGAGACAAGUACUGUCAACUCUCCUAUAGUGAAACUUGACCCUCCAAGUUCACCAGAGUUUGAGAUCAUAUGAAGAACUUGUCAAAAUCAGUGACCAUGCAAGUAUGGAUUGUGAAGCAACUUUAUACAAAGGAGUUUUAUCACAGCUAUUCAUUUUCUUAUGUUAAGAAUAUCUGAAUGGCCAGUCCCUGUACUGAACUCCUACAGUAACUUACCAACAGAAGACAAGUGACUGUUCUGUUAAUCCUGGUGGAAAUGUACUGAACUCCUACAGUAACUUACUGACAGACCUGUUAAUCCUGGUGGAAAUGUACUGAACUCCUACAGUAACUUACCGACAGAAGACAAGUGACAGUCCUGUUAAUCCUGAUGGAAAUGUACUGAACUCCUACAGUAACUUACUGACAGUCCUGUUAAUCCUGAUGGAAAUGUACUGAACUCCUACAGUAACUUACUGACAGUCCUGUUAAUCCUGGUGGAAAUGUACUGAACUCCUACAGUAACUUACCGACAGAAGACACGUGACAGUCCUGUUAAUCCUGGUGGAAAUGUACUGAACUCCUACAGUAACUUACUGACAGAAGACAAGUGACUGUCCUGUUAAUCCUGAUGGAAAUGUACUGAACUCCUACAGUAACUUACCGACAGAAGACAAGUGACAGUCCUGUUAAUCCUGAUGGAAAUGUACUGAACUCCUACAGUAACUUACCGACAGAAGACAAGUGACAGUCCUGUUAAUCCUGAUGGAAAUGUACUGAACUCCUACAGUAAUUACUUACCGACAGACCUGUUAAUCCUGGUGGAAAUGUACUGAAAUCCUACAGUAAUUACUUACUGACAGACCUGUUAAUCCUGAUGGAAAUGUACUGAACUCCUACAGUAACUUACUGACAGAAGACAAGUGACUGUCCUGUUAAUCCUGGUGGAAAUGUACUGAACUCCUACAGUAAUUACUUACCGACAGACCUGUUAAUCCUGGUGGAAAUGUACUGAAAUCCUACAGUAAUUACUUACCGACAGACCUGUUAAUCCUGGUGGAAAUGUACUGAACUCCUACAGUAAUUACUUACUGACAGACCUGUUAAUCCUGGUGGAAAUGUACUGAACUCCUACAGUAUCUUACCGACAGAAGACAAGUGACUGUCCUGUUAAUCCUGAUGUAAACCAGGUGAUAGUGUGCGUGUUGGGUAAAUCUAGAAUGUGAAGUAACGACAGAAGUUGUAAUAUGAUAGGAUCUACAAAUGUAUAUUAAACAUCACAUACCAAUCAACUAGUCUCUUUUUAAGUUACAGGAAAAGUAUUUGGAAAACUUAAAAGAUAGAAAUAAAUCAUAUUCGUAAUCAUCUUUUAAAUGCUAAAUACCAGUUUCUGUCUACAUAUGUGUGAUUGUGUUUGGGAUUGAUUUUUAUAUCAGGAUUAUGCACAUUAAAGAAACAGAUGAGUCA
Molecule: messenger RNA, 5299 nt
Organism: Pecten maximus
Lineage: Eukaryota; Metazoa; Mollusca; Bivalvia; Pectinida; Pectinidae
Product: transcription initiation factor TFIID subunit 2-like
Exons: 32
Coding region: 43-3927 (1294 amino acids)
Biological process (GO): transcription initiation at RNA polymerase II promoter
Cellular component (GO): transcription factor TFIID complex
Molecular function (GO): RNA polymerase II general transcription initiation factor activity; zinc ion binding; chromatin binding
Source: RefSeq, a predicted model, not a curated record